Puntigrus tetrazona (Sumatra barb) is the source of this 4428-nucleotide messenger RNA. RefSeq names its product unc-5 netrin receptor Ca (gene unc5ca). Gene Ontology annotation, biological process: netrin-activated signaling pathway. Gene Ontology annotation, cellular component: membrane. The transcript is spliced from 17 exons. Gene Ontology annotation, molecular function: protein binding; netrin receptor activity. The coding region runs from base 474 to 3521 and encodes 1015 amino acids. NCBI's taxonomy places the organism in Eukaryota, Metazoa, Chordata, Actinopteri, Cypriniformes, Cyprinidae. The record is from RefSeq and is a predicted model, not a curated record.
AAGCGUGUAUAAAAUGUGCAUUUAUUUAUUUAUUAUGUCAAAACAUGAACUAAUGACUGACUCAACACGUGCUAUAGGAACUAAAAUAAUGUUAAGGGUCACAUCAGGCGCAUUCCCACCUAAGCCUGGUAACAUCCAGAUCGCAAAAUCAUCUAUUUCAGGCAGCGGAAGAUCCGUCUGCGAAUCCGGUCCUAGUGUUCGCGGUAGCCGGUGGAGGGCAGAGGCGGGCAGCUGGAUGCGGGUUAAACCGAGAAACGGGACUCACGCUGCUCAUAUUCGGCGAGCGCCGAGCGCACAUGCAUGCAGCUGGAUGCUGGACGCAGAGAACCCGACCUGCGGCUCCUCUGAACGCAUCCAGAGAGAGAAAAGCAGCGCAAACAAACACAUCGCCACACAGUGAAUGAGCGCGCGUUUUCAACUAAUGAGCAACUCGCGCAGAGGAGUGUGAGCGCGUCUGUGGAGAGCGCGUUUAGAUGAGAGCUAGAGGGCGGCGGCGUAUAGCUCCUCACCUCCGUCACCGCUCCGCUCCUCCGGUCCCGGGACCUUCCCUUGAUCUCUCCGCGGGGAGCGCACGCAGAAUUUGGGAGCGCGUAACGGCGUCACCGCCACGGCAGCUCCUCCGUUACGGCCGAAGCGAACCGAGGAAGGAACGGGUAUUCCGCGCCGAGGAGUUUCCAAACUCCGAAGUCAUGGGGAAAGACGGACGCCAGAGAUUUAGAUUGGGAUUAGCGCUUCUCUUUCCGUGGGUCCUGCUUCAAAUAGUUGACGCGCAAGGCGAUGAUGACUUCCUGUUGGGCUUGGGUGAGCUGCCGGAGACCUUCCCCAGUGACCCUCCAGAGCCCCUCCCACACUUCCUGCUGGAGCCGGAGGACGCUUACAUCGUCAAGAACAAAGCUGUCAAUCUCUACUGCACGGCCACACCUGCUGCUCAGAUCUACUUCAAGUGCAACGGAGAAUGGGUCCAUCAGAGAGAACACACCAUAGAGGAGCGGGUGGACGAGACGUCGGGUUUGGUGGUGAGGGAAGCGCGGAUCGAGAUCUCCCGGCAGCAGGUGGAGGAGUUGUUUGGUUUGGAAGAUUACUGGUGCCAAUGUGUCGCCUGGAGCUCCGCAGGAACCACCAAAAGCCGCAAGGUGCACGUCCGCAUCGCAUUCUUGAGGAAGACGUUCGAGCAGGAACCCUUGGGGAAGGAGGUGUCACUCGAACAGGAAGUACUGCUGCAGUGCCGCCCACCCGAGGGCAUACCGCCUGCUGAGGUGGAAUGGCUGAAGAACGAAGAGAUUAUUGAUCCUGCAGACGAUCGGAAUUUCUACAUCACCAUCGACCAUAACCUGAUCAUCAAACAGGCCCGGCUUUCUGACACCGCUAACUACACCUGCGUCGCUAAGAACAUCGUCGCUAAGAGACGGAGCACCACGGCUACAGUGAUCGUCUACGUGAAUGGCGGCUGGUCCACGUGGACCGAGUGGUCAAGCUGUAACAGUCGAUGUGGGCGGGGCCUUCAGAAACGGACCCGCAGCUGCACCAAUCCCGCGCCUCUGAACGGGGGCUCGCCGUGUGACGGACAGGCCAUCCAAAAAAUCGCCUGCACCUCCGUUUGCACAGUUGACGGCGUGUGGGCCGACUGGAGCAAGUGGUCAGCGUGUAACACCGAGUGCACACAGUGGAGGAAGAGGGAGUGUAACGCUCCUGCUCCUCAGAACGGAGGGAAGGACUGUGAAGGAGUCACUCUACAGUCUCAGAACUGCACUGAUGGACUCUGCCUACAGAGUUCAGUAUAUCAGCUAUCCGUUCAGCCUAGAGGAACGGGAGAGAAGGGUUUUACAUCUGCUCCGGGUGGAGACGAGGUGGCGCUGUACGUGGGUAUCGUCAUGGCGGUGGUCAUGUGUUUGAUCGUCUCUGUUAUCGUCGCUCUGCUGGUGUACCGCAAAACUCAUCGGCGCUUUCACUCGGACAUCAUCGACUCAUCUGUGCUGAACGGGGGAUUCCAGCCGGUCAGCAUCAAACAGGCACGCUCAGCGGAUUUACUGGCCGCGACCCCUGACCUGUCCACAGCGGCGGCGCUGUAUCGCGGUCCAGUAUAUGCCCUCCACGACAUCUCAGACAAAAUCCCCAUGACCAGCUCUCCUCUGCUGGAGCCGCUGCCGCUUCCCAACCUCAAGAUCAAAGUCUACAACUCCUCCGGCACGGUGACCCCUCAGGAAGACAUGACCUCUGACCUCUCCGCCACCCUGUCCCCCAAAGUCACCCACUCUCUUCUGGACAGCGACCCCAUGACCCCGCGCAACCUGACUCUGGCACGCACGAGAGACCCCACAUGUACGGCGUUAGGCUCGUUUAACUCGCUGGGAGGUCAUCUGAUCAUACCCAACUCAGGUGUGAGUUUGUUGGUUCCAGCCGGGGCGAUUCCUCAAGGUCGUGUGUAUGAGAUGUUCGUGACCGUGCAGAGGACGGAGAGCAUGAGGCCAGCGGUCGGUGACGGGGAGGCCGUGCUCAGCACCGUGGUCAGCUGCGGUCCCGCGGGAGCCCUGUUGACCCGUCCCGUCAUCCUCACUCUACACCACUGCGCACACGCCCACUCCGACGACUGGCAAAUCAUCCUCAAGAGCCAUACGCAGCAGGACCAAUGGGAGGACGUGGUCGUGGUUGGAGAGGAGAACUUCACUACUUGCUGUUACGUGCAGCUGGGGGAGGAGGCGUGUCACAUCCUGACCGAGACUCUCGGAUCCUACUGCCUAAUUGGCCAGAGCGUCUGUCCGUCAGCGGCUAAGCGAAUCAAACUGGCCGUGUUUGGUCCUGUAGUCACAGCAGGUGUAGACUAUCACAUCCGAGUUUACUGCCUCGACGACACGCAGGACACACUCAAAGAGGUGCUGCAGAUAGAAAAACAGAUCGGCGGGAAGCUGCUGGAUGAACCAAAGUCUCUGAACUUCAGCUACAGCAACCACAACCUGAGGCUGUCAAUACAUGACAUUCACUCGCACUGGAAGAGCAAACUACUCACCAAAUACCAGGAGCUGUCUUUCUCUCAGGUGUGGAGUGGCUCGGUUCGCCGGCUGCAUUGCUCCUUUGCUCUGGAGCGUCAGAGCGUGAGUGUGUGUGAGCUGUGCUGCAAGCUGUGUGUCAGGCAGGUGGAGGGAGAAGGUCAGAUCUUCCAGCUCUACACCACCCUGAGCGAGGAGGUCCAGAGCAUCGACACGUCUCUGAUGGAUCCAGGCAGCAGUAUCACGGUUCUUGCGGGUCCGAGUGCGUUUAGGAUCCCGGUCAGCAUCAGAAGCAAACUGUGCAGCAGCCUGGACGUCCCUCACACACGAGGAAACGACUGGAGAAUACUGGCACACAAACUCAACCUGGACAGGUAUCUCAACUACUUUGCGACUAAGACGAGUCCGACCGGAGUGAUCCUGGAUCUCUGGGAAGCUCAGCACUUCCCGCACGGAAACCUCAACCAGCUCGCCACCGUCUUGGAGGAGAUGGGUCGCCAUGACAACAGCAUCGCCGCCAUGGCCAAGGAGCAGUGACCCCAGCUCAAGCUGUGUUGCCGUCUUAUCCAGCGCACGACGCCGCUUCGGGGGUCAAAGGUGAAGCGGGAACAGGGUCGAGACCCUCCCAGUUUGCACGACAGCAGAAAUCUCCCACUCCAUCGUCCUCUAGUCAUGGUUUUUACGGAAAUUUGUGCUGCCAUCUAGUGGUCGCAGGAACAACAAACACUCGUGUAAUAUAAUAUUUUGAGACAUGAAUACAGUAUUUAGUGUGAGUACCUUCAAGUGGCCUUUAAAAUCCAGUUACCGUUCAGACGCGAUUUGAAAUGUAUUAUUUUUGUAACGCGGGUACAGUAAAUAAGUUUGUUUGUCGAACAAAAGUGCACGUGAGCACUCGCCAGGGAUCGGAGAAUCGUGUCAGACGCUGGUUUUGUUUAGUUUUGUUUUUUGUAUUUUCUGGAAUGCAAUGUUUCAUCACACUGUAAUAAUGAGGAUCUUCUCUGGCGGACGUCUCUUGUUCUGCAUGGGCUGUUUCUGUUGUGCAUCAUCAGUGUUUCUCGUCUCGCACACGUCCCCCUCGACAGAACUUAGCAUGACUACAGAUUCUGCUCCGCUGUGACGGAAACUACAGUUAUUGUUUCUACUGGAACAUUGUAAUGAGUUAAUAUCAUUCUUUCUGAAUCUUUCAUUGAUUUUCUUUUCUUUAAGUGAAGGCUAAUACGGAGUUAUUAACAACCACUGCCGCCAAAAUAAAAGCUCUAAGGUUCAGCAUUUGAAGAAAAGAAAAAAACAAAGUUUUUCUUUGUUCCAUAAAUAAUAUUUAUUAUUGUUGUUGUUAAUGUUAUUAUUAUUAUUUAUUAAAUAAUACAAUAUUAAUUGCAACAGUACUGAUAUUGCAAUAUUGAUUUUAUUUAAAUCAUACAAAUAUUAUAUAUAUAGAAAAUCA